Gossypium raimondii (Peruvian cotton) is the source of this 2052-nucleotide messenger RNA. Its product is annotated as enolase 1, chloroplastic. Gene Ontology annotation, molecular function: magnesium ion binding; phosphopyruvate hydratase activity. Gene Ontology annotation, biological process: glycolytic process. Gene Ontology annotation, cellular component: phosphopyruvate hydratase complex. The record is from RefSeq and is a predicted model, not a curated record. The transcript has 7 exons. The coding region runs from base 300 to 1766 and encodes 488 amino acids. NCBI's taxonomy places the organism in Eukaryota, Viridiplantae, Streptophyta, Magnoliopsida, Malvales, Malvaceae.
UAACCUAAGUACCUAACUAGUUUCCCUCUUCCAUGGCUGCCUGCCUCCACCAAACCCCAUAUCCCAAAAUCUAAUACCCAAACCAAAACACAUUUUUCUUUAAUUUAAUGUCAAUAAAUUAAUAAUCAAAUUAAAAUAACAAUGCUUUUCUCACAACUCUCCAACCCACCUCCACUACAGCUUCAUUCCUCUUUCCUUGUUUUUCAUCGCCGCUUGGCGGACUUCUCCACGUUCUUUCUUUCCCUAUUUAUUUCCCUCACUUUCUCUCCUUCCAAACACUCUCCUUUCCUUAAUCUAACAUGGCCUUAACUACCCAAACUUGUUUCCUUCAAAAUCCAUUCCUUCCUUCGCCUUCUCUUUCCCAGCCUUCUGCAUUUCCUGCUCCGGCGGCUCUCCCUUCUCGAAAACUCAGCCCCAUUUCUGUCCAGUGCUCCCUGGCUUCCGCCCCCUCUGUGGCGGUGACGGUGUCCAAGGAGUGCAAGGUGAAAUCGGUCAAGGCUAGGCAGAUCAUUGACAGCAGGGGUAAUCCCACGGUCGAGGUUGAUUUGAUCACCGAUGAUCUUUAUCGAUCAGCCGUUCCUAGUGGCGCAUCUACUGGGAUCUAUGAGGCGCUUGAGCUCAGAGAUGGUGACAAGAGUGUCUAUGGCGGCAAAGGUGUGCUCUUUGCUGUCCAAAACAUCAAUGAAAUUUUGGGUCCUAAGCUUAUUGGCAUUGAUGUCAGAAAUCAAGCGGAUGUAGAUGCUGUAAUGCUGGAAAUCGAUGGUACUCCAAACAAGUCAAAGCUUGGAGCUAAUGCAAUAUUGGGAGUGUCAUUGAGUGUAUGCAGAGCCGGCGCAGGGGCGAAAGGGAUGCCAUUGUAUAAGCAUAUCCAGGAGUUGUCAAGAACAAAGGAACUCGUUAUGCCAGUUCCAGCUUUUAAUGUCAUCAAUGGAGGAAGUCAUGCAGGAAAUAAUUUGGCUAUGCAAGAAUUCAUGAUACUACCGGUCGGUGCAACCUCGUUUGCUGAGGCACUUCGAAUGGGGAGUGAAGUUUAUCACACACUUAAGGGUAUUAUCAAAGCAAAAUACGGACAGGAUGCUUGCAAUGUUGGAGAUGAAGGUGGAUUUGCUCCCAACGUUCAGGACAAUAGAGAGGGAUUGGUUUUGCUAAUGGAUGCUAUUGAGAAGGCCGGUUACACUGGAAUGAUCAAAAUAGGAAUGGAUGUUGCAGCUUCGGAAUUCUACACAAAAGAUGGGAAAUAUGACCUAAACUUUAAGAAACAACCAAAUGAUGGAGCGCAUGUGCGUUCACCUCAGAGCUUGGGUGAACUCUACCAAGAGUUUGUCAAAGAUUUCCCUAUUGUGUCAAUUGAAGAUCCAUUUGACCAAGAUGACUGGAGCUCAUGGGCUUCGCUUCAGUCUUCCGUCGAUAUCCAACUCGUUGGAGAUGAUUUGUUAGUCACAAAUCCAAAGAGGAUAUCGGAAGCUAUUCAAAAGAAGGCUUGCAAUGCCUUGCUUCUUAAGGUUAACCAGAUUGGAACAGUUACCGAAUCUAUUCAAGCAGCACUUGACUCAAAAGCUGCAGGAUGGGGAGUGAUGGUCAGCCACCGAAGUGGUGAAACAGAGGAUAACUUCAUCGCUGACCUUUCUGUUGGUUUAGCUAGUGGCCAGAUCAAGACUGGAGCUCCUUGUAGAAGUGAGAGGUUGGCCAAGUACAACCAGCUUCUUCGCAUUGAAGACGAACUCGGAAAUGUCUGCUAUGCUGGUGAAGCUUUCAGAUCUCCUUAGAGGGUUAACUUACAGGAACAAGUUUCUGCACCAAAUUAGUAUGGAGAAACGUUUUAACGAGCUCUAGUAAACUGAGGCCGACCUAUAGAAAUUUUCAGGAACCCUAAGAGCUUCUCAAGGGAAAAAAACAUAAUUUGAUCAACUAGGAAUAAUCAAGUUUUGGUAUAAGUUGUAUUUGGAGUGUUGAAUGAAGACUUUGAUUAGAUGUGAUUCUCUGUAAUUCUGCUGAACCUUAGUAAAGAGGUAUUCAAAAAUAAAUAUAUGUUUGGAUGUUGUGUUUUUCAAA